Messenger RNA from Moneuplotes crassus, 615 nucleotides. The record is from the annotation of a GenBank genome assembly. Lineage: Eukaryota; Ciliophora; Spirotrichea; Euplotida; Euplotidae.
CAACAAAGAUGUUUUAUAGCCGAAGGAAGAGUAUGGAGGAUAUAGCAUCACCCUUGUUGAAAGUAGGAGCAGAUAGCUUUGGGUGAAUUAAGGAACGCUAUUGAGAGAGAAGAUUUAAGGAAUAUCUUAUGGAGUCUGAGGAAGAGGAGCAAAAGAAAGAAGUUUAUCAGAGUCAGACAGAUUUAGAUAAGCUCUUACUGGAUGAAAAUUCAGAUAGUGAAGAUGAAUGAAUCAAGAAACCCCAACUCUUAUCAAUGGCUAUAAAGCUUAAAUCUCAAACUUUUACGAUUGCUAAAUAACAAUCGAUUUUUAUUAUCGAAGCAGGAAAUAUUGAAUGCUUCUUCAACUCAAAAAUUUAUGCUUAAAAAUAUUGCAGAAAUUUCAGAAAAUGCAAAAGAUGAGGAAGACACUACUUCCCCAACUCACACUUCUUGUGUUGAUUCCUCUGUCAUUCAUUCUCAAGUAGUAGAAGCUGCAGAUUCUCAAAAACUGAAAUAACAAAAGGAGAAGAAUGCAGAGAAAACUCAGAAGACUAAAAGUGAUUGAUUAUCUGAGCGACACCAACGCUUAAAAAUACUACGGCAGGGUUUUCCCUCUCCUGUCACAACAACUUCA